AUGACAACUUCGAAGCGCCUCAAGGUGCGCAAAAAGCUGACAGGUGUUGAUUCACCGCAAACUCCGAGACCUCUCAGGACGCGUUACACGGAGCUGGUGACAGCUUCUUUCACAAUCCCUGCUUCUGUCGCCACCGCUGUGCAGCCAAUCGUCGAUGCCUUCCUCCUCCAGCCUGCCACGUGGCAAUCCGCUCUCCUUGUCACGUCCACAAUUUUUGGCGCUGGGCUGCCCGCACUGCUCGCUGGGCUGACGGUGCCAGGGAUUCUGUCCGCGUUCCUCCUGGGUGUGACUGUAUGGAGGGCGUUCUACUGGCCGGGCUUCCUCAUUGUCUGCCUGUACUUCAUUCUCGGGACACUAGUAACGAAGGUGAAGCUGAAGCAGAAGCAGCAGGAAGGGAUAGCGGAGAAGCGGAGCGGGAGGAGGGGGCCAUGGAGCGUGGUGGGGUCGGCUGCGGCUGCGGUGGUGUGCUGCCUGGGAGCCAUUGCUGCUGCAGGAGGGGGAGGUGUUGCAGGGAUGGAAGGGGUGGUGCUGCCGAGUGUGGAGGUGUGGCAACUGGGUUAUGUGGCCAGCUUUGCUACCAAGUUGUCAGACACUGCUGGGAGCGAGAUUGGCAAGGCGUUCGGCAAGCGCACUUUCCUGGUGACUUCCUUCCAGCCGGUUCCCAGAGGCACAGAGGGUGCAGUGAGUCUCGAGGGAACGUUGGCAGGUCUGGUAGCUGCUGUCGUGCUCUCCGCUGUUGCUCUUCUCACCAGCCAAGUGAGCAUUGUUGGAGCCCUCUUCUGUGUGCUGGCAUCACAAAUUGCGAAUUUCGGAGAGAGUUAUGUGGGGGCUACACUCCAAGACAAGCCCGGUUACGAAUGGAUGACAAAUGACAUCGUGAAUGUCAUCAAUAUCUCUAUUGGGGCUUUGAUAGCCAUGGCCCUUGCUCAAGCAAGCGCGGAAGGCGUGGCAUUCAAGACUCUGCAGUCGUCCUUCGCGUCUCUAGAUGCGGACUUUUUCUCCGCGCUCCCUCGGGACCUCCAAGUGGAUCUCCAGGACGCCGCGUUUGACCUCACCAACGGGAAUGUCGCUGCAGAGUGCGGCCCAGCAGUGUCAGCAGCCCUCACCGCCCUCACAGCGGCCCUCACGGCCUCAGAGGGCGCUCCUGCUGCUGCUGCUGCCGCUGUCGCUGGGCUGAAGGAUGCUGCUGCGAAGCUUCCCCCUGGAGGGAGAGAACGGGCAGUGCUGGGCAGGAGGCUGAGAGCAGCAGGCAGGCGAUUCACAGGCAUGGGGGCAUACGCACAGGGCAAGGCCGCUCAGCUUGGCAAGGCCCUCACAGCGGCAGGGGAGGCUGUCUCUGUCGGGUGCACUGACGAUGGCGCCUCCGAUUUCAACCCUGUUAGAACCCUCACGCUCGGGCCCCUAACAGUGGACGUCACGUCCUCCAAAGCACUUACAGGCGCUGCCGUUGCUGUAGUGUUUGGGGUGGUGAGCUGGGCGCUGGUGUCAGGGCUACAAGCAGUUGAUGAGAGCUCCCUGGCCUAUGCCAAUGACAACGCUCUCGCCCUCGCCCUCGUGAGUCUGGGAUAA
This is a messenger RNA of Closterium sp. Yama58-4, 1569 nucleotides long. Lineage: Eukaryota; Viridiplantae; Streptophyta; Zygnematophyceae; Desmidiales; Closteriaceae. The record is from the annotation of a GenBank genome assembly.